This is a messenger RNA of Vigna unguiculata (cowpea), 672 nucleotides long. NCBI's taxonomy places the organism in Eukaryota, Viridiplantae, Streptophyta, Magnoliopsida, Fabales, Fabaceae. The record is from RefSeq and is a predicted model, not a curated record.
AUGCCUCCCAUCAUCUUCAAAGACGACGACUUUCACGGCCACGACCAUCAACAAGAUGACCCCAUGGUCAUCACCGUUGAAAUCAAAAACUACGCCGUUAAGAAAGUCCUUGUCGACCAGGGCAGCUACGUUGACAUUCUCUACUGGGCCACCUACCAAAAACUCCAACUCCUGGACACUGCUAUGGUCCCAUAUGACGAACCAAUCUAUGGCUUUUCUGGCGAACAAGUAUCCACCCACGGCUACAUCGACCUUUACACCGUGUUUCGUGAGGGAACCCAAACCAAAACCAUCCCAAUCCGCUUUCUUAUCGUCGACGCACCAACAUCCUAUAAUGUCCUUCUGGGUCGUCCUUCCCUCAACACCCUGGGCGCUGUUGUCUCCAUCCCCCACUUGGCCAUGAAAUUCCCAUCCCCUUCUGGUGACAUCCUCACCGUCCACUGCGACCAACGCCUUGCACGCGAAUGCUACAUGGCCAGCCUGCGCCCACAACUCCCCAUCCAACAAACCAACCACAUUAAGCGACCACCUGACUCCGACAUCGCCCUAUCAAGCGAGGAUCUAGACCCCAGAGUUGGUCGGGAUGUCCGUCUCGAACCUGUUGAGGAGACCUCCCCUCUAGAGCUCCCCAAUGGCCACUCCAUCAACUUAGGCACUGUUUUUGAAUUCUGA